This is a messenger RNA of Elgaria multicarinata webbii, 4044 nucleotides long. It is a transcript of the gene WWP2, whose product is annotated as WW domain containing E3 ubiquitin protein ligase 2. The transcript has 24 exons. Gene Ontology annotation, molecular function: ubiquitin protein ligase activity; protein binding. The coding region runs from base 61 to 2616 and encodes 851 amino acids. Gene Ontology annotation, biological process: protein K63-linked ubiquitination; negative regulation of transcription by RNA polymerase II; regulation of monoatomic ion transmembrane transport. NCBI's taxonomy places the organism in Eukaryota, Metazoa, Chordata, Lepidosauria, Squamata, Anguidae. Gene Ontology annotation, cellular component: cytoplasm. The record is from RefSeq and is a predicted model, not a curated record.
AGUGACUAGAGUAGGCGGAAGUGGGAAGAAGCUGAACUGUCGCCGGCUCCUGAUGAUGAGAUGGCCUCCGCGGGGCUGCCUGGAGAGAAAUCUCUGCUCACUGUGAAAGUGGUGUCGGCGAAGCCCAAGGCCCAUGGGCGCCAGUCUCGCAUCACCUCCUUCGUGGAGGUGGCGGCAGACGGGCUGGCCAGCGAGACCAAGAAGACGGGGAAGCGGAUCGGGAGCGCUGAGCUGCUCUGGAACGAGAGCCUUCUGCUGAACGUCACGGCUCAAAGCCACCUCGACGUGAAGCUGUGGAGCUGCCACACGCUGCGCAACGAGCUGCUGGGCACGGCCUCGGUCAGCCUCCCCAGCGUGCUGAAGCAGAGCAAGGGCAAAGUGGAGAACAAGCAGCUGACCUUGAACCUGCAGAUGGAGAACAAAGGCAGCCUUGUCUCCGGCGGGGAGCUGACGAUUUUCCUGGACGGGCCCGGUGUUGACGUGGGAAGCGUGCCGAAUGGCAGCAUCGUGGCGGAGGGGUCCCAGGUGGCCGGGAGGGACCCCGGUGGCCCAGCGCCCUCCCCGGAGAACCGGCACCAGGUCCCCAGCACUAACUGCUUUGGCAACAGGUCCAGAGCGCACAGGCACGCGGCCGGAGCGGCCAGACAGAGUGCAGCCGGCGGAGAGCAGAGCCACAGUCCCCGGGCCCAGCAGGCCGGCAAGGGCCAGGGCGGCACCGUGAAUGGCACAGCGAACGGGGAGCCCACAGGCUCUGGCCCUGAUGCCGAAGAGGUCCCGGCUGUGCCCCCCGCGGCCGUGUCCGGCCCGACCCCCAACUCAGGCGUGGGCGCUGAGCCGCCGGAAGAGUCGACCCCCAGCUCGGGGACCCAGCCUUCUCAGCCAGCCACGCAGGCUCCGGAGAUGCUGCCCCCUGGGUGGGAGCAACGGGAGCUGCCGAAUGGGAGGGUCUAUUACGUGGACCACAACACCAAGACCACCACCUGGGAGCGCCCUCUUCCGCCAGGCUGGGAGAAGCGCGUGGACCCCCGUGGCAGGUACUACUACGUGGACCACAACACCCGCACCACCACGUGGCAGCGCCCCACGGCCGAGUACGUGCGCAACUACGAGCAGUGGCAGAGCCAGCGCAGCCAGCUGCAAGGGGCCAUGCAGCACUUCAGCCAGCGCUUCCUCUACCAGUCUUCGGGCGCCCCGGCUGACAACGACCCCCUCGGGCCGCUCCCUCCUGGCUGGGAAAAGAGACAGGACAACGGGCGAGUGUACUACGUGAACCACAACACCCGCACCACGCAAUGGGAGGACCCCCGCACCCAGGGGAUGAUCCAGGAGCCGGCGCUGCCGCCCGGCUGGGAGAUGAAAUACACGAACGAGCGCGUGCGCUACUUCGUGGAUCACAACACCCGCACCACCACCUUCAAAGACCCCCGGCCGGGGUUCGAGUCAGGGAGUAAGCAAGGCGGCUCCCCCGGAGCGUACGACCGAAGCUUUCGCUGGAAGUUCCACCAGUUCCGUUUCCUUUGCCACUCGAACGCGCUGCCCAGCCACGUCAAGAUCAGUGUCUCCCGGCAGACGCUCUUUGAAGAUUCCUUCCAGCAGAUCAUGAACAUGAAGCCGUACGAUUUGCGCCGCCGCCUGUACAUCAUCAUGCGCGGGGAAGAGGGCCUGGACUACGGCGGCAUUGCCCGCGAGUGGUUCUUCCUUCUGUCCCACGAAGUGCUGAACCCCAUGUACUGCCUGUUUGAGUACGCCGGCAAGAACAACUACUGCCUGCAGAUCAACCCGGCCUCUUCCAUCAACCCCGACCACCUCACCUACUUCCGCUUCAUCGGCAGGUUCAUCGCCAUGGCGCUGUACCACGGCAAGUUCAUUGACACGGGCUUCACCCUGCCCUUCUACAAGCGCAUGCUCAACAAGCGCCCCACCCUCAAGGACCUGGAAUCCAUCGACCCCGAGUUCUACAACUCCAUUGUCUGGAUCAAAGAGAACAACUUGGAGGAGUGUGGGCUGGAACUCUACUUCAUCCAGGACAUGGAGAUCCUGGGCAAGGUGACCACCCACGAGUUGAAGGAGGGCGGCGACAGCAUCCGCGUCACCGAGGAGAACAAGGACGAGUACAUCCUGCUGCUGACGGACUGGCGGUUCACGCGGGGCGUGGAGGAGCAGACGCAGGCCUUCCUGGACGGCUUCAACGAGGUGGCUCCGCUGGAGUGGCUGCGAUACUUUGAUGAGAAGGAGCUGGAGCUGAUGCUGUGUGGCAUGCAAGAGAUUGACCUGACCGACUGGCAGAAGAACGCCAUCUACCGGCACUACACCAAGAACAGCAAGCAGAUCCAGUGGUUCUGGCAGGUGGUCAAGGAGAUGGACAACGAGAAGCGGAUCCGCCUGCUGCAGUUUGUGACAGGGACGUGUCGGCUGCCAGUCGGGGGCUUUGCAGAGCUCAUCGGCAGCAACGGGCCCCAGAAGUUCUGCGUCGACAAAGUGGGCAAGGAGACCUGGCUGCCCCGUAGCCACACGUGCUUCAACCGCCUGGACCUGCCUCCUUACAAGAGCUUCGAGCAGUUGAAAGAGAAGCUGCUGUAUGCCAUCGAGGAGACGGAGGGCUUUGGGCAGGAGUGAGGGGCAGGCGGAGACGCUCUGGGGGAGCCCCCCAGCCCUGGAAACGGAGCGAGAUCCCCAGGAAAGGGGGAGGGGCAUCACUCGGGCCUGGAUCUGGCGGUGGGGCGCGGGAGCCUGCAGGAUGGUGGCCCCUUCCCUCCUCCCCAUGGCCUGGCAGGAGCUGGCUCUGCCCGCCAUCCCGUCCGGUUGAGCUGCUCUUCACCAAAGCGCCAGCCUGACUGCCUCGCUCCAGCCGCUUCCCCGGGCCUCCUGGGCUCUUGUCACUGGGGCCUCCGGACCCAUCCAGAAGCCUCCCCUGCUCACCCCCAGCUCCUCCCAUCAGGACAGCCGGAUCGUGAUCUCAACCGCAAAGCACUCAGUACACUUUUGAGACCCCCUCCCUCCGCUGCCCCUCACCCAGCUCUUCAGAAUGGUGGCGCAUCCCCCGGGCUGGCCACUGCCAGAGACGGAUCAGAUCCAGGGCGGAAUCCCCCCUGCCCCUGAUUUCCCUGAGCCCCCUCCUGGCCUUCUCCCAGGCCUUCUCCCGCUUCCUGCGCUGAGCAAGUCAGGUCUCUGCUCCCCGCAGCCCGCCUGGUUCUCGGCUCUGUGCAUCGGAGAGGACUUCGCUGCGCACCGCCAGGCUCCUUCCCAAGCUCAUCCAGUGAGAGACGUGACUUGGGGGGUGUGUGUAGCCCCGCAUAGCCCCCUGCGCCUUUUGGUGCGCUGGUCAGCUGAGGCACGGGGCUUGCUGGCCCUGCUGCGGUGCAGAGCGGCCCCUGGGCUAUGACAGCCAGAAAAUGUUACCCCACACAGCCCCAAACGUUUUGGGUCCAGAGGUGCUGGGGGUGCUGAGCCUUCAGGAAACACGGAGCCCCCCACCCCACCCCGGGUCUCCUAGUUCCAGCCCCUCCGCUGCUUGCAGCCACGGGCCCUGCCUUCUCUUUCUGGAAGUGUCGGUACCUAGAGAGUUGCAGAGCUGUAGGCAGGUCUUACCUUGCAUUUCUACAAAGAAAAUUAGCCGAAGUGCGGAACCCCAGACUUGCGCGUCCCGAAGAGGCAGGAGGAAGGGGGGGAGCAGCCGAAAAGACUCCCACAGCCUCGGCGUGUCUGCUUCAAAGCACCGAUGGCUAGGCCGGGGCUUGGCGUGAGUGGCUGGCAGGCCUGAGGCUGGAGCUGAAUGCGAGAGUGGAAGAGAGGAUGCUCAGGCUUCGAGCGGGCCCUGUGUGUGUGUGUGUGUGUGUGUGUGUCCUGUGGCUACGUGCCUCAACUUCCACGGAGGGUGUGUGCGUGUGUCUGUGUACAUAUCUAUAAAUACAUAAAUCUGUAUAUAAAUGUCUGUGGAUACAACGAAUUGCAAUUGCUUUUGAUGGGGAUCCUGGAUAGUUUUGUACUGCACCAUCCUGCCUCAGUGAUGCCAAUUUCUUGUGCAAUAAACAAUCCGCAGCUGCU